AUGGAAGAGGCCCUAACCGAUUUUUAGAGAGAGAAAAGGAAGAUGGGAUGCUGAUUUUGGAUAGUUUGAAGAGGGUUUUCCUCUCUGAUUUGGGAUGUUGUUCGAGAGAAAGCCCUAAUUAUACUCAUUUGUGAAGAGGCUCUACCUUAGUGUUAGAGAGAGAAAAGGAAGCAGGUUUUUCAUUUUCUUGGGGAAACAGCAAGCAGAGCUGAAGGAUUAGGUUUGGGCAACUAAUCCUAUAUGUACAAUUGCUUGCUGCUUUUAUGUUUGUUUUGACAAAAAAGCAGGCAAAUUGAGUUGGCUCCAAUUUUCCAAAGCUCAUAGCAUUGAGAGAGUUAAGGAUGGAUUCAAACCAAUCGGAAUACACAGAAAAGUCCUAUACUUCUGAUGGUGAUAACCCAUGGUGUGAAGAAGAAACUUUUGAUGAUAAGAAAUUGAGUGCAUCCUCCGACUUACAGAGAGAAUGGGAAAGGAGGCACAGUCAUUUUCAUACAAUUGGCUAUAGAGAUGGGAUAAUGGCAGGAAAAGAAGCCUCAGCACAAGACGGUUUUAAUGCUGGCUUUAAGCAAUCUGUGCUUGUGGGGUACAAUUGGGGACUAGUGAGAGGAAUUACAAGCGCUUUAGCUUGUCUUCCUGAUGACUUACGAGAAACUAUGGUUGGGACACUGGAGAAGAGUAAUAGACUUCAAGAGUUACAUGAGAAUGUGAAGUCCAUAUCAACUAAAGAUGCCCUGAAAUUAUUCCAUAAUGAUAUUGUGAACGCUGAAUCAGAGAACCGUGCUACAAAUUUGGAGGAGAAAAUGCAAGCAAUGUCUCUCUUGAGUGACGCCUUUGGUUCAAACAAGCUUGAGGACUUCUCCCAAAAGUUGGACUCCAUUCUUCGUGAGUCACCCAUUCCUGAAGUGAACACAUUACUGAACUCAAAAGUGGCUUAAUAAGCCUUCUUAAAAAUUGAUGGCUCGCUAAGGCGAAUAACAGAGUCUCCAUUACUUUGUUGUAUUAUAUUAUAUUGUUCAUUCCAUUUAUGAAUUUCAGUUGUUACAGAGUACUGGUUCAAUGUAAUUUAUGAUUAUUUUAAGGGUUUCGUUGUAUUUGUGAGUCCUUUUAUGGAAGUCAUGAAUUAUAUCUGUAUUCUCUUAUAGAUUUGACUGGAAUAUGCAUAAGUAUUGUUCUAUUCACUUC
Molecule: messenger RNA, 1182 nt
Organism: Amborella trichopoda
Lineage: Eukaryota; Viridiplantae; Streptophyta; Magnoliopsida; Amborellales; Amborellaceae
Source: RefSeq, a predicted model, not a curated record